AUGAAUUCUGGAGAUUACAACUCCAUAAAUCUUGAUGAAGUUGAAUUCGUCAUCGACGAAACACAAAGUGAUCCAUUCCAGGAUCAUAGUUCAUAUGUAGAGUUUGAAGACAUUUCAACCGAUUUCGUUAAUCCGGAAGGAGGUUUUGCUAGUAGAGAGGACAUGGAUGCUCAUGUAAGAUAUGUUGCUGGCUUGAGGAACGUUACUUUGGCAAUUCGUGAUUCGAAGGGAAAAGACGGCCGACGGCCCAAAGUUCGAUAUUUAUGUAGCCAAGGUGGCGGAUACAGACCAAAAAAGGAGGUACUGGAGAAACUUCACAAGGUGAUGGAAGGCCAAAUCUGUGAGAUUAAGAAAGUAGCGAGAGUUAACGCUACUAAAUCCAACACAGACACCCUUGGAGAUACGUUGUUUGUUAAUCUGAACAGAUCAAUCACGUUUAAAGCAUUCGGCCUCAUAAGGAAAGAAAUGCAAGUUUUACAAGAAAUGGGUCAGGAUCCAACAACGUGUGGUUGCUACCUAAGGAGAACUCAUGGUCUACCGUGCGCACAUGAGCUUCAGUACUACAUCAUAAAUGGGUAUAGCAUUCCGUUGGAUCAAAUACAUGAUUAUUGGAAAAAGUUAGAUAUUCAGUUUCCAAUAUUUCCUAAUGAUGCCGCGGAUGGAUCCCCGACUCCACCAAAUCCAGUGAGGAGGGCGUUGUUCGAAGAAGUCCCUGAUAUUACUGCACCUCCUACUGCUAAAAAGAAAACCAAGGGUAAAAAGCUCUCUAGUCUCCGUGUACCUUCGGCGUGGGAGAGGGUUGUGAAACAGUACGGAUUUAAAAAGUCUCCAAACAAAAAGGGCCCUGGACGUGUUGCUUCUAUCUCUGAAUCACAGGGGAGUCCAAUGAGCACAUCCCAACGUACGGGGCCACCAGUAUCACCAUCUUCUCCAAAUUUCCUCGCAGCGGAUCAAAGUGUUGGAGAGCCGCAGGUUGACGGUCUUACAGCAUAG
This is a messenger RNA of Asparagus officinalis (garden asparagus), 993 nucleotides long. RefSeq lists its product as uncharacterized. The transcript is spliced from 4 exons. The record is from RefSeq and is a predicted model, not a curated record. The coding region runs from base 1 to 993 and encodes 330 amino acids. Lineage: Eukaryota; Viridiplantae; Streptophyta; Magnoliopsida; Asparagales; Asparagaceae.